UAUUUAAAAUAUUAAUUAUCAAAAAAAAAAAAAACCCUUAAAAAAAAUUAAAAAUUAGUAAAAGCUUUAUUUUAUAAAAAAUUAUAAAACAUGGUUACAAGAGCAUCAAGUGUUCCAAAUUCAAUUAAUAAAACUGGUGAAAGAUUGGAACGUACAUCGAAUAAAACAAAUCAAUCAACUGUACCAGUUCCUAAUUCAAAAAAUAAUAGAAAUAAUCGCGGUCGAAGUAGUAAUAAUAGUGGAAAUCUGAAAAAUAAAAAAACUGUACCAAGAUCAAGAAGUUUAACAAAUGGUAUAAGAAAACCAAGUCCAAGCCCAAAUUUAAAAGGUCAUAUUAAUAAUGGUCAAAGGACACAAGAUAAACGUAAUGCACCAAUUGUUGUUAGAUCUAGAGGAAAUGAAAUUGGAAGUGCCGACACUUUAGAAAUUGUUGCAACAAAAUCAAAUGGAAGUGAUGAACCUUCAACACCAGAAGAUAAUAUAAAUGUUGUCGUACGUGUAAGACCUCUGAAUGAUAAAGAAAGAAAUGAAACUAUGGUAUUACAAUUUCCCGGGAACGGUCAAAUUAUGGUUGAAGGAAGAGGAUCUGGGAAUCGUGGUAGUCAAAGUGUUAAACUAUUUACAUAUAAUGUUGUUUUUGAACCUGGGGCAACACAAGAAGAUAUCUUAGAAUAUUCUGGUAUAAAAAAAAUUGUUGAAAUGGCGGUAGAAGGUUUUAGCUGUACAGCAUUUUGUUAUGGUCAAACAGGAUCCGGUAAAACUCAUACUUUAACAGGACCACCAGAAUUGUUUAUUGGUAAACCGGAUCCAGCUGAUUCUAGGCAUGGUUUAAUCUUCCGUUCAUUUCUAUAUCUCUUCCAAAUGUUAAAGGAUCGUUCCGAAACAAAUUUUAUAUUGAAAGCUUCAUUUUUAGAAAUAUAUAACGAAAAGGUUAUAGAUUUAUUGAAUCCUGGUUCGGCAAGAAAACCUUUAGCAGUACGUUGGUCUAAAAAAUCUGGUGGAUUUUUUGUUGAAAAUCUAUUUACUGUAGAUUGUGAAGAGCUUGAUGAUCUAUUAGCUGUUCUAGAGGAGGGAAUGCGAAAUAGAUCAGUUGGAUCACAUCAAAUGAAUGAACAUUCUUCAAGAUCCCAUACAAUACUAACAGUACAUAUAGUAUCAGAACAGCAAACUGAAAAUGGAGUUUUCCUUUCCAAACAUGGUAAAAUAAAUUUUGUUGAUUUAGCUGGCAGUGAAAUGACAAAGAAGACAUUAAGCGAAGGAAAAACAUUAGAAGAAGCAAAUAAUAUCAAUAAAAGUUUAAUGGUUUUGGGUUAUUGUAUUGCUUCAUUAAGUGAUUCAAAAAAACGAUCUGGUCAUAUACCAUAUCGUGAUAGUCAAUUAACAAAGUUAUUAGCAGAUUCAUUAGCUGGAAAUGGUGUCACUUUAAUGAUUGCUUGUGUUGCACCAUCUGAAUUUAAUUAUUCUGAAACUAUUAAUACACUACGUUAUGCAUCGCGAGCGAAACGUAUUCGUACAAAACCAAUUAUUAUAAUGGAUCCAAGAGAAGCUUUAAUAUUAAGUUUAAAACGUGAUAUAAACGUUUUGCAAAUAGAAAAUGAACAUUUAAAAACUGCUUUAAAUUUAAGUGAAGAAACAAGAGAAAUUAAUGUUAUAACACCAAAUGCUGCUAUAUCUGAUAUAAAUUAUGAAAGACAACCAAUACCACAAGCACCAGAAGUUAGUUUAGAAAAAUUGGCUCAACUUGAAGGUUCUGAAUUAGCGGAAUUAGUUAAAUUAUAUAUGCAAGAAAAUCAAGCGCUAAGAGAAGAAAAUUCAACAUUAUUUACAGCGAGAGAAGUUUUAUUAAGAGAUCAAGAGUUAGUAAGCAGAGAAAAUGAAAGAUUAUUAAAAAAAUUAGAGGAUGUUAACAGAGUAUGUGUUCGAUCACCUUUAAUUACUGGAUCAGCUAGUGGAUCACAGUUUAAUAGCACCAGUACACCGGAUGUAAAAAAUGAUUUGUCUGAUAUUUGGACAAAUCCGUACAAUAUUGAAAAUAUGGAAUCUACAAUAGUUAACAACAAUGAUAACCCUAAAGAAGAAGUUAAGAAGAAGGCGAUUGGUGAAAAUAUUUUAGAAAUCGCUUCACAGUAUGGUGUUGGAGAAUGAAGAAAAAAACCCCUUUGAAACUAUUUUUAUUAUAAUAGAUCCCAUUUAGUUUUUGCUAUCACAUUUCUAUAUCGAGCGUUUUUAUUAUACUGAAUUACUCGUUUUGGUAAACCCGUUAAUAUAAGUCCGCUUACAUGUCGAGCGUAUACCAAAAUGUAUAAUUUUAAUAUAAGAAUUUUUAAAUAUGUGUAUGUAUAUUAAAAUAUAAACAAUAUAAUAAAAAGAUAAACAUAGAAUAAGCAAUAUUUAAGAUAAGUUACCUGUAUGAAAAAACAAAUUUGGUACGGAAUAAAAUAUAUUUUCAUAUAAAUAUUAUUAA
This is a messenger RNA of Condylostylus longicornis, 2464 nucleotides long. RefSeq names its product kinesin-like protein KIF12 (gene Klp54D). Lineage: Eukaryota; Metazoa; Arthropoda; Insecta; Diptera; Dolichopodidae. The record is from RefSeq and is a predicted model, not a curated record. Gene Ontology annotation, molecular function: microtubule motor activity; ATP binding; microtubule binding. The transcript has 9 exons. Bases 91 to 2145 code for a protein of 684 amino acids. Gene Ontology annotation, biological process: microtubule-based movement.